Molecule: messenger RNA, 1179 nt
Organism: Entrophospora candida
Lineage: Eukaryota; Fungi; Glomeromycota; Glomeromycetes; Entrophosporales; Entrophosporaceae
Source: the annotation of a GenBank genome assembly
AUGCCAACGCAAUCAACAACUACAACACAAGCAGCGAAACCAACAACAAAAGCAACACGGGCAGCGGAACCAUUAACAAAAACAACGAUAGUGACAAAACAAACACUUACACCCGAGGAAAAAUAUGAAUUAAUUACAAGAAACCUUCAAGAAGUUUUGGGUGAAGAAGAAAUGUUAAAAAUUCUUAAGGAAAGAGAUUUAAAACUUUACUGGGGUACAGCACCGACUGGUAAACCGCAUAUUGGAUAUUUUGUACCAAUGUCAAAAAUUGCUGAUUUUUUAACAGCUGGUGUUGAGGUUACGAUUUUAUUGGCUGACAUUCAUGCUUUUCUUGAUAAUAUGAAAGCGCCAUUAGAACUUGUAAAAUUCCGAACAAAAUAUUAUGAGGCGCUUAUUAAAACUACUCUUGAAUCAAUUGGGGUGCCAAUUGAAAAAUUGAAAUUUGUAGUUGGAUCAGAUUAUCAAUUGACACCCAAAUACAGCAUGGAUAAUUAUAAACUUUGUGCGUUAGUUACGGAACAUGAUGCAAAAAAAGCGGGUGCGGAAGUGGUUAAACAAGUAGAGUCAGCUUGUUUAUCAGGUUUACUUUAUCCAGGAUUGCAAGCAUUAGAUGAAGAAUAUUUAGAGGUUGAUGCACAAUUUGGAGGUGUUGAUCAAAGAAAAAUAUUUGUUUUUGCUGAGAAACAUUUACCGCAUCUCGGAUAUAAGAAAAGAAUACAUUUAAUGAAUCCGAUGGUUCCUGGCUUGGCAGGAUCCAAAAUGUCAUCGUCAGAUCCAGAUUCCAAGAUUGAUUUACUUGAUGAUUUACGUACUAUUACUCGUAAGAUGAAGAAAUCAUUUUGUGAAGAAGGCAAUAUUACAGAGAAUGGACCUUUGUCAUUUGUAAAAUCUGUUUUAUUUCCAUUGUAUUCUCUCAACUUCCAAACACCACAAUUUACAAUCAAAAGACCAGAAAAAUAUGGCGGAGAUGUUCACUAUGCAGAUUAUCAAUCGUUGGAGAAUGAUUUUCGUGAUAAAAAAGUUCAUCCCGGAGAUUUAAAAGCAUCAAUUAUACAAAAUAUUAAUGCAAUAUUGGAACCUAUUAGAAAGAAAUGGGAGAGCGAUCCUGAACUUAAAGAAUUGGUUAAAAAUGCAUAUCCAGAACCAGCCCCAAAAACUAUUGGACGUGUCAUAUAUUAG